This is a messenger RNA of Sphaeramia orbicularis (orbiculate cardinalfish), 5253 nucleotides long. Its product is annotated as neuroblast differentiation-associated protein AHNAK-like. Gene Ontology annotation, biological process: regulation of RNA splicing. The coding region runs from base 210 to 4433 and encodes 1407 amino acids. Lineage: Eukaryota; Metazoa; Chordata; Actinopteri; Kurtiformes; Apogonidae. Gene Ontology annotation, cellular component: nucleus; cytoplasm; costamere. The transcript is spliced from 5 exons. The record is from RefSeq and is a predicted model, not a curated record.
UGCAGGCAUUUAACUAGCACCUCCAGCUGCUGCUUGGGUCAGAGCGGCGCUGGAUCUCUGAGGAGGAGACGGAUCCUCCUGGACCGGCUUCAGCUGGAUGUGUGUGUGUGUGUGACGCCAAAAACAGAUUCCAUCGCUGUGUCUUGGCGUUUCCAUGGUUUUCAUGCUAUAAAUUCCAUGAUAUGUGCAUGUAAAUACACCUAAAAAUAAUGAGCGGGGACAUGAAGAGCAGAACCUUUUCCCAGAGCCUGGUCCUGGAUGACUCCGACCAAGGAGUGGUGAUCACUGGAAUCACAGAUGAUGUGGUCGCUCAGAAGAGCGGUCUACGAGCAGGGGAUGAGAUCGUUGCAGCCACCAUCCACCUGGACCAUCUCAGCAAAAACGAGGUCCAGUAUAUUCUGAAGGUGUUGGAGCCGUACGACGACAACAUGAAGGUCCUGACUAAGAAGGAGCUGAGCGCCGGUACUGACCUGGGCCCACUGGGACUGAGGCUGGACCACGGAGCAGAUAUCCAAACCCUGAAUAAGGAUCUGUCCCUGGAUGCAUCAGCUGGGGGGUUGGGGGAUGGAAUAAGUGUUCCCACUGUCAAUGGAGACAUUCCUGGUCUUAGUUUAUCUGGACCAGACGUCAAUGGAACCGUCAAAGCCCCUGAAGUCAACAUCUCAACUCCAAAGCUCAACACACCCGAUGCCUCAGUCCACAUUGAAAAACCAGACAUCAAGGCCGCCAAAUACCAGGCCCCAAAGUUCACCAUGCCCCACUUUAGUCUACCCAAAAUCGGCCUCCCAAAAACAGACCUGGAUGUUUCAGGGGGAAUAGAUGGAGAUGUAGAUGUUCCCUCAGUCAGUGGAAAACUGGAAACACCAGAUGUCAACGUGUCAGCCCCUCACGUAGAUCUGGAUAGUCUAGAUUUAGACCUGAAUGGACCAAAAGUGGAUCUGAAUGGCCCUGACGUAAAUUUAGAGGCCCCAAGUCCUGACAUUGACAUGCCCUCAGGUGGAAUCAAAUGGCCCCAUCUUAAAUGGAAAAGUCCGAAGGUUAAAGGGCCCGAGGCGGACCUUCCUGCAGCUGAUGUCAGUCUGGGUGCACCAAAAAUUGACGCAGCUCUAGAUGCACCUGAUAUUGAUGUUAAUUUGCCUAAAGCUGACCUUAAAUGCCCCAAUCUUGAUGUGCAAACCCCAAAUCUUGAUAUGGAGGCUCCCUCUGGGAAAAUCAACUGGCCGCAUCUGAAGUGGAAGAAGGCCAAACUGCACGGUCCUAAAGCAGAUUUGGAUGUAGAUCCUGUCCUGAACACUCCAGGUGUUGAUGUCUCACUUCCUAAGGUUGAUGGGGAGAUAAGUGCACCAAACUGUGAUAUUAAUUUGCCAAAAGCUGAGGUAAAAGGCCCAGAUCUAGAUGUAGAAACCCCAAAUAUUGAUGUAGAAGCUCCCAGUGGUAAAAUUAACUGGCCCCAUUUGAAGUGGAAGAAGCCCAGACUUCACAGCCCAAAAGCAGACCUAGAUACAGAGGUGACGGCACCGGAUUUCCAAGUCUCAGUUCCGAAUGUUGAUGGUGAUAUUGAUUUACCAGGGGCUGAAGUGAAUCACCCAGAAGUUCCCGAUAUAGACGUUAAGACUCCAGAUCUUGAUGUUGAUGCUCCUUCAGGGAAAAUCAACUGGCCUCAUUUAAAGUGGAAGAAGCCCAGAUUUCACAGCUCCAAACCUGAUCUGGACCUGAACAUGGAUGUGAACACACCAGAUGUUGAUGUUUCUGGACCAAAUGUUGAUGGCGCAAUCAGCACACCAGAUGUUGAUGUGGCUUUGCCCAAAGCCGACCUUGAUGUUCAAGCACCAGAUGUAGAUGUUGCGGCACCAUCAGGAAAAAUCCGGUUCCCAACACUCAAGAAACCUAAGUUUUUUGGGCCAAAGGUGAAAGCCCCAGAUGUUGAUGUGAAUACAGAUGUGAAAACCCCAGACCUGAGUGUCUCUGCUCCAGACCCAUCACUGAAUCUGCCUGAAGCUGAUAUGAACAUACCUAAUGUUGCAGUUGAUGUCAAAACACCAGAUGUAGAUGUAGAGGCUCCAUCUGGGAAGAUCAAAUGGCCUACCCUUAAAAAGCCCAGGUGGUCUAUCUCAGGUCCAAAGGUGAAAAGCCCUGACGUAGAUCUGGAUGCUGACUUGAAUUUGUCAGCCCCAAAUAUUGAUGGCGAGGUGAUUGCACCAGAUGUAGACAUAGACUUACCAAAAGCUGAUCUUGAAAGUCCCAACAUAGACAUAGAUGGUCCAGAUAUCGAAGCCCCAUCAGGAAAAUUCAAAUGGUUUAACUUUAAAAAGCCUAAGUUUGGCAGUGUAAGUGGUCCAAAGGCUGACCUGGAUGCUGAUGUGAUAGUACCAGGUGUGGAGGUCAAUGGACCUGGUGUGGAUGUGAGUCCACCAGAUGUGGAUGUACCUGCACCAAACAUUGACACUCCAGAUCUAAAUAUCAGCACCCCGGAUGUUAAUGUUAAAUGUCCAGAUGUUGACCUUAAUGGUCCUAAUGUUGAUGUUGACCCACCCCAUGGUAAGAUAAAGUUACCUAAACUGAAAUUACCAAAACUCAAAGGGGGGAAAUUAAAAGCCCCUGAAUUAGAUGCAGAUUUAAAAGCACCAGAUGUGGAUGCCAGUCUCAGCUUGCCUGAACUGGAUGUUGACACACCCAACAUGGACCUAAAUGCAGCAGAUCUGUCCUUGUCUGCACCAAAGAUCAAAGGUGACAUCGUUACACCGAACGCUGAUCUCCAAGGCCCUGCCGUAAACCUUGAGGCUCCAGAGGCUGAUGUCCCAGAUGCAAAAUUGAAGCUGCCAAAAAUCAAAUGGCCAAAGUUUGGGUUAUCUGGACCUAGAGUUAAAGCACCAAAUGUUGAAGUUGAUGGAGAACUCCAGAGUCCAGAUGUAGGUCUCCAGCUGCCAAAGGCUGAAGUUCCAGCACCAGAUGUGGAUGUUUCUGCUGCUGUCACUACUCCAGGUUUAGAUCUGAAUCUGCCUACAGCAGACAUAAAAGGUCCUGACGUAGACGCCAGUGCCCUUAAUCUGUCAGCCCCCAAAGCUGACCUCAGUCUACCAGGCUUAAGUCUGUCUGCUCCAACAGUUAAAGGUCCAGAUGGGGAUCUGAAUUUACCCACAGCUGAUGUAAAUACACCUGAUUUGACUCUACCAAAUGGAGAAUUAAAGGGACCUGGUCUUGCACCAGACCUGAACUUUUCAGCACCAAAAACUGAUGGAAACCUCUCAGCUGAACUGGAAGCACCAGUGUCUUUGAACACUGAUGGUUUAGAAAUUUUGGAUGUUUCUUCCCCAAAUGUGGACGUAAACCUCCCAAAAGCAGACCUCAAAGAACCUCUUCUAGAGUUGAAGCCACCUGAAUUUGAAUCCAGCCUGGGCGACUUUAAACUGCCUCAUUUUAAUGUUCCAUCACUUGGUCUUUCAAGUCCAGAAGUAGACGUUCCUACUGUUAAUCCAUCCCUGGAGGCUGAAAUAGACGCGCCCAAGGUCAAUGUAGGGACCCCUUCAGCAGAUACCAACAUCGACUUAAAUACCCCAAAGAUAGAGGGAGACAUCCAAGGACCAGAGGUGGACGUGAAAGCACCAAAUGUAAAUACCAAUCUUGAAAAGCCAAAAUUGCCACACAUCAAUUUUCCAAAGUUUGGCUUUAAAAAAUCUGCAGAAGUCGAUCCCAGCGCAGAGGUGAACGCCUCGACUGAUGUGAAUGUUAGCGUUCCCAGUGUAGAAGGAGAAUCAGCUGACGUCAGUGUUUCUGCUCCUGGAAUCAACACCAGUCUCAACACACCUGAACUCGAUAUCACAGCAGAGGGAGAAGCUAAAGUUAAAGAUUCUCCAAAGAGUAAGUUGAAAUGGCCCUUCAAAUGGGGCCUGAAGUCGAACACCGAUGAUGAGGGAAGUGGGGCAGACUCUGAAACCGACGUGGCCAACACUGAAGUGGAGGUUCCUGCCUUCAUAUUCCAUAAGCUGCCCACCAACUGCAUGGAUGGAAUAGGAGGAAUCGUGGAUGGUUUAGAGUCACCGAAAGCCGGAACCGGAGUCAAAGAUUAUGUUGUCAGCAAAGGGAUUCGCCUGCCGAUUGUGAACGUCUCAUCGAAAACUGGGGAGAAGGUCGACAUUCUGGAGAGACUGAAAAUGGCGAAGGAAAAAGCACCCUCGACGAAUGUCUCACCAACUGAGGCCAAAACGGACAUCGCUCUAAACUUCGCUGGUCCGAGUGUUAAUGUCAGUCCAACGGCUCAAACAGAAGAUUCAUCUGUGGUCAGAGGAGGAACCUUCAAAGUGGACAAACCCCAGUCUGUUGUGGGCCUGGUCAGUCCUGUUGUGGGCCUGGUCGGUCCUGAGGUGACCACAGAUGAAGAUGCCAAACUGUCGGUGGGCCUCACUAAUAUGCUCGGUCUAAAUAUCAAGGACUGAGAUGACAAACGCCUAAAGCUGAGCAACAAAAAGUUGAAUCUAGAAACCUUGUAAAUCCAUGGAACUAACAGAAUGUGUGUGUUUUCUGUCCUCACCUUCAGUGUCCUUUCCAUAAUCCACCACCGAACCUAAUGAAGGAACUUAUUUUUAUGUUGUAUAUGUUUAUUCCUGUUAUUUAUAUAAGCUUUUGUUUUCUAAAUAGUGUUGAUUUACAAGCAUAUUACUUUAAUAAGUGUCUCAGUAUUGCAUGUGAUCUCCUUUAUCUGUUUAAGUUUUUGAGAAGUGCUUUAUUUUAUCUUACAAAUGAAGUCAACUGUGCUGUGUUCAAUAAAGAACUCACACAUGAUCAGGGUCAUUCUUUACUCAUAUAAAAAAAAUAAACUGAUAACAAUCUAAAUUCUAACAUAUCACAUGACUGUAUGUAAUUGUUCAAACAGAUCGUUUCAGUUGCUUGUAUAUUGUUUUAAGAGUCCUGUUGAAGUAAAUAUAUCGUUUAAUACUGUCAUAUAAAUGUCAGGUGAUGUUUUACUUUCAAAGUUUGUAAUUUUGUCAUAAGUUUCUAAGUAAAAGAAGUUAUUCACUUUAGUUUUAUCAGUAAUUAUUCCUCCUGACGGUUGUUGUUUAACACAAUUAACAUAACAACAGAACACUGACUUCUGUCCUGAAAAUUGUUAUAAAAUCGCAGAUGUUUUUUGUCCAAGAAACAUGAUUGGAAAUUCUUGGUUUUUUUGACAUACUGAAUGCAUACAGAAGUGUAAAAUAAAGUUUUGCAUAUUAAGUUCGUAUGUGAUAGUGAGCUAUUAAUAAAGACCAACAUCUU